AAGCUUGUCGGUUCAUACGGAUGAACUUCUGUCUCACGCUGAGGAUACGACCCAGAAGACAACAUCGCAAAAUGAAGAGAAAUCACGACUUUAGCUCCUCAGACAGUGAGCUUGACGAGAACAUUGAAGUGGAGAAGGAGAGCGCCGAUGAAAAUGCCGGCGUGAAUUCUCCUCUUGGAUCGAUGUCUCCAUCUACAACCUCUCAAGUACAAGCGAGAAAACGUCGCAGAGGGAUCAUUGAGAAACGCCGUAGAGACCGGAUAAAUAACAGUCUGUCUGAACUGCGCAGACUGGUGCCCAGCGCGUUUGAGAAACAGGGCUCUGCUAAAUUGGAAAAAGCGGAGAUUUUGCAGAUGACCGUCGAUCAUUUAAAAAUGCUGCAUGCAGCCGGAGGAAAAGGUUACUUUGAUGCUCACGCAUUGGCCAUGGAUUACCGUGGGCUGGGUUUCCGUGAGUGUCUGGCAGAGACGGCCCGUUACCUCAGUAUCAUCGAGGGACUGGACAACACUGACCCCCUCCGCAUCCGUUUGGUUUCGCACCUGAACAGUUACGCCUCCCAGAGAGAAGCUCACUCCGGUUUGGGUCACCUGGCGUGGGGCUCUGCUUUCGGCAGUCCUCCCGGCCAUCUGGCUCAUCACCUUCUCCUGCAACAACAGCAGGGGGCGCCACUCCCACGCAGCAGCAGCAGCAGCCCUCCAUCCUCCACUUCAUCAUCAUCAUCUUCCUCAUCUCCAUCUGCCCCAUCCACAGAGCCACACGCCCCCAGCAGGCUGACUGGCACGGUGAUUACCGAGGCAGGGCAGACGGGGCCGCUGAGGGUGCCGCCCAGUACCUCCCGGCCUCCCGGGCUUACGCCACCUUCAGUGUCCAAGCUGUCUCCGCCCCUCCUGACGUCACUUUCAAGCCUUUCCGCAUUUCCCUUCCCGCUGAGCGCAUUUCCUCUGCUGUCCCCGAGCUCACUGGGUCCUGCGACUCCCUCCAGCAGCCUGGGGAAACCCUACAGGCCCUGGAGCAUGGAAAUAGGGGCCUUCUGAACUCUAAAUGAACAUUAGACUCUGUCGACAGUCAAGACUUUCUCUUUAUUAAGAGUGAAAAACGAUGCAGAACUGAUGUACAUGUUUGAAUUACGCUGCAUCUCAUGAUCUGAGAUGGGCUCAGGAGAUGGUCAGGUUCUAGUAGUUCAGUACAAAUCUAGUUCUUCCCUCAGAGGAGCAAGGUACUAUUCAGUUACCUGCCUUACCUUCUUGUUGAAGUGAAGAGAUAGAUAUAGAAAUAGAAAGACAGCAAGAGAGAGAGAGGGAGAGGUCAUUUGGAGCAAAAGCAAUGGUGAGAUGCAUAUAAAUAAUGUAAAAAAUUCAAAUUAAAUGGAGUUUUAAGGAGUUUUAAAGAUGUCCCCAGCGUUUUGAUCACAAAAAUAAGUCAUUUGCAUCCUCAUCUCAACGUCCAAGAGACGUCUAGGCUUCAGAAUGAAAGUAUUGUUUAAUUUAAAAUAAAAUAAAAAUGUUCAGCAUCAUCCCUAUUGUUCGUAUUGAGAAUCUAUGCAAUCCAGUUGUGUGACUGAUCUUUUGCAACAAAAACCCUCUCCAAAUAUACAAGACCUAUGCAAGCGAGCCUGUAUUCCUCACCUGAACUUCAUGAGCAAUAAUAGUACUUUAUUUUUAUAAAGAUUUUAAAUAAUUCUGGUCAGUGACCUAAAAUGUUUCUACUGUGUUUGUGUGUUAGAAAUGUGUUGUUUGCAGGGAAAUUUCCUUUUUAACAGUGACAAUCUAGACGCUUUUUCACGAGUGACAAUCUCUCAGAAAUGCACUAAUUUAAUCAUAAUAAAAGUUUGUUAUUAACAGACUUGUGUGUUCGUGCAUACAUGUUCAUCCAUCAGCCCAAAACAUCUCUCUCUCUUUGUCUUGAGGAGUGUUAUGGAAAAGAUUCUUUUUAAUAGGGAAUUUGCACUGGCAUAUCAGAUAUUUCAGAGAGAGGAGAAGAGAUAUAUUGACAUUUAUACAUCUUUGGAUGUUUGUUUCCCGAGAAUCACACCUUGAUAGCGCUACACAUCACCAACGGAACUGUAUACUGGAAGAGAUGGUGUGGUACUGUGUCUGUCCCUCACUGACCUGUGUGACUUUCUUGU
Messenger RNA from Triplophysa rosa, 2125 nucleotides. It is a transcript of the gene hey1, whose product is annotated as hes-related family bHLH transcription factor with YRPW motif 1. Gene Ontology annotation, cellular component: nucleus. The transcript has 5 exons. Gene Ontology annotation, molecular function: RNA polymerase II cis-regulatory region sequence-specific DNA binding; DNA-binding transcription factor activity, RNA polymerase II-specific; protein dimerization activity. The record is from RefSeq and is a predicted model, not a curated record. The coding region runs from base 21 to 1034 and encodes 337 amino acids. Gene Ontology annotation, biological process: regulation of transcription by RNA polymerase II; anterior/posterior pattern specification; circulatory system development. NCBI's taxonomy places the organism in Eukaryota, Metazoa, Chordata, Actinopteri, Cypriniformes, Nemacheilidae.